AUGUUUACGAAAAAAGGAGACCUCUUCAAUGAUUUACAACAUGAACGAUUCUUAUGUUAUGAUCUCGUGUCUUUAACUAUAUUAUUAUACCUCACGGUCGUAUUUUCUCAUAAUAAAAAUAAACACAUACAUACAGUGCAUUCAGUGCUAAUUCUUGCGACAGCAUCAACCAUCGCAGAUACUUCCUCUCCUUUGUUACAUCUAUCAUCUUCACCAUCAAUCGUUGAAAAAUUAAGUGUAGCAAAAAGGCUGGAUGAGCUAAAAACAUCAGUAAAAGAUCAAGUGCAUUUAUUAAAUAAAGAGAAAGAAAAUCCGGUCAUUAGAAAAUUGUUAGAGAAAAUUAUUGAUCAUUACUCUGAUCUUAAAACAAUUCUGACCUUACCAGAAUUACUAGCACCUGCCACUAAAUCAAGGGCGAAAGGAACUCCAAGACCUCAAAAUGUAUAUAUUUUAUUUCGCAAAGAUGUCUCAAAGGGGUUAUACAUGCUAAAUCGUAAAAAUGACCUAAAAGGUUCAUGCAUGGGCAGAGUAUCGAAGACUGUAAAUUAUUCCUCUAAAAUUGCUGGAUUUCUUUGGGGAACGGUGAAAACAUCUCAACAUGAAUAUGAAUUUUGGAUUACAUUAUGCCAAAUCUCUUGUUUAAAACAUUCGGAAACAUACGAAAAUUAUGUGUAUCGUCCCAUUAGGAAGAAACCUAGGGACGUUGACCGGAAUAAUUUUCAAGCCACUAAACGUCAACAAUCUCAAACUAUUACAACUUCAAAAACAUCUCCUACUACUUUAAAUCACCCGCCUCCAACUUCAAUUCUUGAAUCGGAUAUGAAUGAUAUUCCAUCCUACAAUGAUUAUUCUGUUGAACAAAGUCAAACGAUAGAAAUAGAUUUUCACGCGUCCGAUAUGUGUGAAAGACAAUCCCCGAUUCUGACCAAUGAAAGUGCGCUAAUUUCAAGACACAUUCCGCGUUCGGUACCUGACCAAGGAAUGUUAAUUAAUCAACAACAAGCACAACAGGAACAUCAUACAAUGAUCUCGCAAGAAGCCGAGGUUCCAAUACCAACUCAGGGAAUGACGCCAAAUCAACCAAGAAGGCGUAGUAAUGCACAAUAUCCAUCUCCCACUGUGAUUACUACGGCGCGAUUCGAAUUCGCACCCGCUGCGCCACAAUACGUCGAAACGCACUCUACUUACGCAACUUACGCAGUGAACUCGCGGUUAUCACAAUUUAUUGGUCACUCUGACUUGACGCUAUUUCAACCCGAUCACCAUUUUUCCACGGGGCUAACGCAGCAAUGUUACCAACAAUUUGCGUAUGCGAACACCUUCGCUCCUCCACCACAACAAAUGGGAAUUCCUUCAACACCAAUUGUGACAAUAGAAUCACAACAAAAUACCAUUUCGGGAACAUCAUUUUCAAUUCACCAGCAAAAUUACUUAGAAUCUCCGUCGCCUCAAACGGCUGGUGCUGAUCCCCAAUUCUGUUACCCAUCACAUGAAGAUUUGGUUUUUCUAAGCCAACUAGACGGUUCGAGAAGCCAUCCGUUUUUAUUACACCAGUCCGAUUCAUAUGAAUUUAGGGAACAUUCCUAG
Molecule: messenger RNA, 1587 nt
Organism: Funneliformis caledonium
Lineage: Eukaryota; Fungi; Glomeromycota; Glomeromycetes; Glomerales; Glomeraceae
Source: the annotation of a GenBank genome assembly